This is a messenger RNA of Ixodes scapularis (black-legged tick), 600 nucleotides long. Its product is annotated as mediator of RNA polymerase II transcription subunit 15-like. NCBI's taxonomy places the organism in Eukaryota, Metazoa, Arthropoda, Arachnida, Ixodida, Ixodidae. The record is from RefSeq and is a predicted model, not a curated record. The transcript has a single exon. The coding region runs from base 1 to 600 and encodes 199 amino acids.
AUGCUCAAGACAAGUUAUUAUGCGGACAGUGACACUGAGGCGCAGGCCUGGAUGGAAGAACUGCGGUCUAUCGGCGAAGCGCGCAAGAAAAGUGCGAAACGAAUUCAAGAUCUUGAAGUUCACACAAAGAAAAUGGAAAAUAAGCACGCUGAAAUUCGGAUGAACGAAAUAGAAGCAGAGAAGCGCCGAGCACUCAGGGAAACCGAACUUCAAAGGCGCCUCAAAGAAAAAGAAGCAGUCAGGAAAUCGCAGCAAUGGGCAUCACAGCAACAACAACCCACGACUCACGAUGUGCAGCAAUCAUGCAAAGCAGUAUUGGUUUCCCAAUCCACUCGACCUGAACAACCAGCCAUCUCCGUCAUCACUACGACGGUAACACAGGAAUAUCUUCAUGCCGCACUCGCCCGAAUGCAACAGCAAUUGCAGCAGCAACAGCAACAAAUGCAGCAACAGAUGCAGCAACAAAUGCAGCAACAGCUUCAACAAUUCCAACAGAUGCUGCCGGUGACCCAUGCGGAGCACUCUGCAAUGUUCAUGGUCGUCCCCCAAACUCCGCCGAUCCAGGUCCAAAACCGCAAAGGCUUCCAGACUCCUGAAUAA